AUGGCGUCCACCGCUGAGACUCCUCUCUCGCACGAGUGGGCCCUUCCCGAGUCGCUAGAGAGGCUCCUCGCUCUGGAUGCGACCGCGCGCGCCGACGCCAUCGAGGAGUUACUGAAGGAGACGCACCCCAACGUCCUUCCGGUCACCACUCGCGCCUCCUCGACUACACUCGCCCAGGCUCCCUCUGCCCCCUUCCUCGACGCGCUCCACAAGGCUCCCGACUCCAACACAUGGAACAACGCGCCUGCUUUCAGUUCCACGGACAGCGCCUUGCUUGACCUCUUCAACGAGCUCCAGGAUGGCGCCCGUCCUGUGGUGUUGUUUGGGAUGCUUUCUAAGGCUUGGGAGGAGGAUGCGGACAAGACAUUGCGGAUCAUCUUCCACACCCGCUCGAUUCACGAGGGUAAGGGCCUCCGCGUCCCCUUCUUCAACUGCGUCGCAUGGCUCUGGGACAAUCACCCGCGUACCCUCCUUGCCAACCUCCGCCUGAUCGUGGAACCCACAUGCGAGCGCGCGCGCCCCAAGAAGAAGGACGCCGCCAAAGCGGAAGCCAACAACAACGUGAUGACCCUCGAUGAGGACGGCGAGCCGGAGAAGGAGCCGGGGUAUCCUCCCCGGCCCCAUGGCAGUUUCGACGACCUCAAUGACAUCCUGGUCCUUGCGAUAAACGGCCAGCUCACCACGUCAUACACUGGCAGGUUGACCGCCAUCGACGAGGCCCUCGCUCCCGCCUCCAGCCGGAAUUCUUUCAAGGCUGGCCGUCUGAGCAAUGAUAGCAUGCGCAAGCGCCGGGGCUUCGCCAACGCGGCACGGGAAGCUCUCAAGAGCGCCAAAAUCGAACAGAAAGCCGUGGCGAUCUCUGAGCGAGGUGCGGGGAGAGCCGUGAUGACGGAGCCGACUGACGGGGGCCCGUCGUCCAACCAGGAGACACAGGAGACCAGGAAGCGCAAGGUUGUCGAGACCGAGAGCGUAUCUCUCAAGUCCAAGCUGGCGCGCUGUGGUUCAAAGCAGAUGCGCGACGCGGUCAUCGCCGAGCACACCGAUAAGGGCCUCGCCGACCCCAAGGUCCAGAUCCUCAUGACCGAGGUCGUGAACAUUUACACCGACUUCCUCAAGGCCGACCUCGAGCGUCUCCAGGCCCAUAAUGUCUACCUUGAGCGUCCAGAAGCUGAGCGCAAGGGCGACGGGUACGGUGCUCCCAACACGUCCCCUCACCUCUUCGGCAUGACGUACGCCGCCAAGUGGGCUCCGACUCCUGGCAAGAGUGCCGACAAGCAGCUGCACAUUGUCUCGGCUCUCGCCCGCGAGUUUUUCCCGGCGGACAACAAGGCCCGCAUUCGUUUCCAGACCGAGGUCCUCACUCCUCUCCGCCGCGUCCUUGACGUUCCCGAGAGCCAGAUGGUUAAGGGCGAGUGGACCAUCAACUACUCCAAGGUUCCUGCCCGCUGCAUGGCAAGGAACGACACCAUGUUCCUCGAGCACGACCCCAGGGGCUUUGACAAGUAUCUCCUCGCCGUCGCCGCUGGCAAGAGGUCGAUUUCGGCUGCUUCUCUGGUCCCUCACGAGGUCCUGAAGAAAUCACUCGAUCCGAAAUCAUCAUCAGCCAUCAUCAGCCGCGUCGCUAACCUCCAAUGGGCAUCGCUCGUCGACUCGAUCCGCUCGAGUGUCAAGGGCGAGCUGUCCAACUGCAUCGCCGUCGCCGACGUCUCGGGGUCAAUGGGAUCAGUCUACUACUCUUACUUCUCUGGUGGCCAAGUGGAACCCAUCUGGCCCUGUCUCGCCCUCACGCUGCUCAUGACCGAGCUCGCCCGACCGCCCUGGAACGGUACUUUCAUCACCUUCUCAUCCUCACCUCGUAUCGAGCGUGUUGACAACACGCUCCCGGUCUCGGAGCGUGCGCGCAACCUCUCCCAGGCGGACUGGGGACAGUCGACUAACUAUGCGGCGGUGUUCGAUAGCAUCCUGCGCGUUGCCAAGGAGAACAAGCUCGCACCGGAGGACAUGGUCAAGACGGUCUUUGUCUUCUCGGACAUGCAGUUCGACGAGAGCGGGCACUUUGGCGAGACCGAGCACCGAGCGGUUGUCCGCCGCUUCGAGGAGGCCAGCUACCCCAUGCCGGAGCUUGUCUACUGGAACCUCCAGAGUGCAGCAACCAAGCCUGUGCAGGCCGAUACGCCCGGUUGUGCUCUCGUGUCAGGCUUCAGUGGCGCGCUCAUGAAGUACUUCAUCCGUGCGCUGGGUGACGGCGGCGACGAGGAACCUGGGGAGGAUGAGGGCCCGGAGGAGGACGAGGACUGGGACGACCUCGAGGAUCUGAAGAUCGUGCACGACGACGAGGAUAGCGAAGGGAAGAAGACCAAGGCCGAGGCGAAGACGAAGCCGGCCAAGGAGGAGAAGACGCCUAUGGACCACCUCAACGCGACCAUUGCGGCCAAGCCGUUCCGUGGCGUCGUGGUGGUUGACUGA
Cutaneotrichosporon cavernicola is the source of this 2466-nucleotide messenger RNA. RefSeq lists its product as uncharacterized. The record is from RefSeq and is a predicted model, not a curated record. The transcript has 6 exons. NCBI's taxonomy places the organism in Eukaryota, Fungi, Basidiomycota, Tremellomycetes, Trichosporonales, Trichosporonaceae. Bases 1 to 2466 code for a protein of 821 amino acids.